Molecule: messenger RNA, 5032 nt
Organism: Sesamum indicum (sesame)
Lineage: Eukaryota; Viridiplantae; Streptophyta; Magnoliopsida; Lamiales; Pedaliaceae
Gene: MOS1
Product: modifier of snc1
Biological process (GO): epigenetic regulation of gene expression
Source: RefSeq, a predicted model, not a curated record
GGCCCCAGAGUCUUUCAUUCAUCCAUUCUUCUCUCUCCUCCCAUUUUCCCCUCUCUCUCUCUCUCUCCCCUCCGAUCCCCUGUCGCCACCGCCACAGCUCGUCUUCGUUCCUACGAUCGAUCGGACGACGCCGUGAAACACUUCCUUCUCCGUCUCUGUCGUUUGUGUAUAUACAUACUCUUUCUUCAUAUUUACAUUUGUUCGAAAUUGUAACUCCCCCAGAUCGAAGCUUCGUGCAGAUCCGUGUCCUGUCGCUUCCUCUCUUGGCCACUUCAUGCUGUUUGGAUGACAUUGGCACUUGUGUCAGACGAUGAAUUCAAGUAUGCUGGCUGGAGAGCGAAGAUGGGCUUCUGCAAGAAGGGGUGGCAUGACUGUUUUAGGAAAAGUUGCUGUUCCAAAACCUCUGAAUUUGCCGAGCCAAAGGUUGGAGAAUCAUGGUCUGGAUCCCAAUGUUGAAAUUGUUCCCAAGGGUACUCAUAGUUGGGGAAGCCGCUCAUCUUCCUCUAGUUCAAAUCCGUGGAUCUCUUCUUCGUUGUCACCAAAUGCUGAAGGGGGUAAUGUUUCACCCACUCAUCUCAGUGGCCGCCCUUCAUCAGGUGGAAGUGGUACUCGACCAUCAACUGCAGGUAGUGAUAGAACGUAUGAACCUGCUGCCAGUGCUUGGGGUUCAAAUUCGAGACCUUCAUCAGCUUCUGGGUCACUGUCCUCAAAUCAGACACCAUCAGCAUCAUUGCGCCCUAGAAGUGCAGAAAACAGGCCUACUAGCUCCCAGCUUUCAAGGUUUGCGGAGCCUGUGCCCAAAAGUUCAGUAGCAUGGGGUCCAAGUAAUACUGCUGAAAGAUUGGGUGUAAAAUCCUCCAAGGAAGAUGGUUUCUCACUGAGUUCUGGAGAUUUUCCAACUCUUGGUUCUGAGAAAGACAAUUCAGUGAAGAAUAUUGAAUCAGAAGAUCAUGGUCGUCCUAGCUCAGCUUCUGGUAGAUUUGCUCAGUCAAAAGAGGAUACAAAAUCCCAGGCUGAUGUAAAGCGUGGAACUGUGAAUACAUGGAGGGCAGAUGGUUCCCGCAGUGCAGAGGAUGAUAUGCACCCUAGCAUGGAGAAAUGGCAGGGGGAUCCCCAUCAGUAUUUUAAUUCCAACACUGCUCCUCAGCAUUUCGACGCAUGGCGUGGCCCUCCUAUGAAUGGUCCAGCUGGUGUUUGGUAUGGGGGCCGUCCCCGUGGUCCUGCAUUUGGAGCUCCUGUUGCUCCUGGUGGCUUUCCGAUGGAACCAUUUCCUUAUUAUCAUCCUCAAAUUCCACAUCCGCCUUUAGCAGGUUCACAGCCAGUUCCACCACCAGGGGGUGGUCCUAGAGGACCCCAUCCCAAAAAUGGAGAUUUAUACAGGCCACAGAUGCCUGAUGCCUAUGCACGUCCAAGUAUGCCAUUUAGGCCUGGCUUCUACCCUGGCCCCCCUGGCCCAAUGGCUUUUGAAGGUUAUUAUGGACCACCAAUGGGGUAUUGCAACAGUGAACGGGAAAUCCCAUAUAUGGGCAUGCCAGGCCCCCAUGUUUAUAAUGGUUAUCCAGCCCCUGCUCCCGAUAUUGGUAAUUCCCACGGCAGAGCUGCUGGACGUGGUCCUUCUGGGAAAGGAUUGCCAGAACAAGUGGAAGCUGAUUAUUUGGAGGAUGCUAAAGGACCAAAAAGAGUUCCUCUAAAGAACCAUAACGAACGUGACCAGAGAGAGGAAGGAGAUAAUCGGGAACACAACAUGCAAUCUAGUGUUGCAUAUCCUGGAAAAAGCCGUCUUCCUAUGAUGCCCUCCAGAAAGAAUGAGUGGGGGGCUGAAGAGGACACAGAAGAAGCUACAUUUGCCAAGAGGAUUGCACCAAAUGAGAACUCUUCCCGCAGUUGUGAAUAUAGGGUUCAUUCAGCAGAUGGUAUGAAAGUGAAGUCAUAUGAAGGCGUGGGCAAUUUGAAAGCAGUUAAUAAUAAUUGGACAAAUAAAUCUGAAAGUAUGUCAUCAUUUCCUCCUGAAAUGCCUCAACUGCUCCGAACUAGUGAAAGAGAUUCAUCAAUACCAGCCACAACCAAAAAUUCAGCUCUCAUGCACAAAAUUGAUGGUUUAAAUGCAAAAAUCCGUGCUUCUGAUGGACGGAAUGAUGCUCCAAAUACUUCUCUCAGGGAAGAAGAAAGAGAUGGGUCUCAAAUGGUGGAUAGGAAGAUCAAUAAUUAUAAUGGUGAUGAUGGAGAUACUGCUGGAUCUUUUGAAAGCACUCCUAUUUCUGCAAAUCAUGUCUCGGUCCAACGUGAAGUGAUUGUUCCUGUUGGUGAUAAGCCAAUGCAGCCAACAACCAUUGCAUCUAGGAGAUCAUAUUAUGGUGGGCAGGGUCGAGUGGAUCAUCUUAGCAAAGGAAAGUUCAACAGCCAGGAUGCUGAUGGAUGGCGUAGGAAGCCCCUGACGGUUGAAUGCUCAAGUGGAGCUGCAGUCUCAGAUGUGUCUGCACCUAAUGACCCUGCACAUGGCCCUAAUAUUGUUGUGGAUGCUUCUGAAAAUCCAAUGGUCAAUCCCACAGGGAAGAUUGAAGGUGAUUCAGUUGAAACAUCUGAUUCAACUGAUAUUCAGGCACAGCGUGCCAAGAUGAGAGAGUUGGCAAAGCAACGUGCCCUGCAACUACAGAAGGAAGAGGAAGAAAGAACAAGGGAGCAGAAGGCCAAGGCAUUGGCCAAGUUGGAAGAACUGAACAGGCGAACAAUAGCCGGUGAAGCUGCAAACGGAAAGGCUGAAAGAACCCAGUCCAUUGCUGACAACCGAGAACAAGAAGAAACACAUACACUUGGUGAACUGGUGACGGUUGCUCCCAAGUUCCAACAACCUGGCCAUGAUCUCAUCACCAUUCCUAAUGUUAUUGUUGUAGACAGAGACAGUAAUGUAAAUCAGGCUGGGGAGUCUGUUGAAGUGUGCAGAAACUUGCCCGGGGGUAAACAACAAAUGGGUUCACUGGAAUCUAAUUUGUCUUCUCUCCCUGUGCAUGAAGAUGCUCAUAAUGGCAGUGCUAAAAAGGUAGCAUCUCAAUUGAAUGAUGGAGGCAUCUCCAGGCACAAGCGAGCAGGCUAUAAGCAGAAGCAGAAUAGUUCUUUGCCGAAGAGUUUGAAUGAAAAAUCUGCAUCAAAUGUUACAUCUGAGGUGCAGAAAGAUGAUACCCAUGCAGCUACUGUUGAUGUUACAUUGUCUGAGGGUCCUUCAAGUGAAAUCAAGCUAAGUGAGUCAAAUCUGCCCAAUUGCUCCACUACUGUGGUUGAGCCAUCUGUGCUUCAAAAAAAGAAAAGUAAUAAGAGUAGUAAAAAUAAGCCAAAAAUGGACGAGACCCCAGCUGUUCCUGUUUUACAGCCAGUGAUGCCAAACAUUAAUCCUGGAAAGGAGUCAGUUGACAGUAGUGAGUCUAAGAAUUCUGUGUCGAAUUCGGAUAGCUCUGUAUCAGCAGUGAUUGAGCCUGAUAGAGGGGUGCAGGCUCAGGAGGUAUGCUCACCCAAUGAAGAAUCCCAAAGCAGGGUAUCAAAUCAGUGGAAACCUCCUUCCCGCAGGAUGCCAAGAAGUCAACAAGCUAAUAGAUUUGUCGAGAAGCCUCAUGGCAGUGAUGCUGUUGUAUGGGCUCCUGUGCGCACGCAGAACAAGGCUAAGGGUUCUGUUGAAGCAAGUCAGAAAUCUAUCCAGGAAUCAGCCAAUCCAGCAAAGGGUGAUAACUUGGCACAGAAUAGUUCGAAAGGCAAGAGGGCUGAAAUGGAGAGAUAUGUUCCGAAGCCUGUCGCAAAGGAGCUGGCUCAGCAAGGAAAUGUACCUCCUGUGUCAUCUUCAAUUACCGUGUCCAGAUCAACUGAGGGACCUGGAAGGGAACAAUAUGGGUCAGACACUUCUGCAGGUCCAUUGCCUGUGAACUCUGCAACUGGACAUCUCGGGUCCAGUGUUGAGAUUGAGGGUGAUGGCAGCCAUAACAAGCAUAAAAAAGAUCAUGGGAUGUGGAGACAACGAGGUUCAACAGAUGCAUCUCAUACAAAAGGUGCGCAUCUUGGGCCAUCUCCAGUGUCUGAGCCAAGCAAAGAUGUUCAACAAUCUAAGGAACAUGUUCAACUAGUAAAGAGUGAAAAAGAAUUAGGAAAUGCUGAAACCAAGAAUUCAAGCAUAGCCAACACUAGUGAUGGCUACAAUAUGUCCAAUAAUACGACCACGGCUACAGUGAGCAAAUAUCCCUCUGUGAAGGAUCAGGGUGCCACAGGCAGAGGAAAGAGACAUCUCCCUAGGGCCCCAAGAAGCACUGGAAAUAAUCCUGAUCCUGAGAGCACAUUUAGUGGUGAAAUUGAAGGCAGUCAUAUGCACUCUGCAGCAAGUGACUUCAACCAGACAGAUAGACCCCUAGUUUCAAAAGAGAAUCGAAGUAUUGGGGAGCGGACAUCAUCUCAUUGGCAACCCAAGUCUCACUCAACUUCUGCAAAUAAUCAGCAUGGAAACAGAACUCCUGGGAGUGAAUUUGUGACCACAGAAACCAACAGGCUCACAAAAAAGGAUCAUCCUCAGCAUAAGGUGCAAGUUUCCGCUCAACAUGAUAAGGAUAGUGGCAUCAUUAGUCAUAAUGUGUCAACUCAAUCCGCCAAAAGUAAUUUGGCUGAGGAUUCAGUUGGGGGCCAUCAGCAAGAGUUUGACAGAGAAAAAAAGCCUGCUCCAGCAAGAGGAAGGCCCUAUUCUCCGAACCAAGAUCCACUUGGCUCUGGUGAAUCACCUCCAACUGCUAACAGAGACGAUCAGCUCGAGCGCAGUAUUCCAUCAGGAUAUAGGAGGAAUGGAAGGCAAAACAAUCGCUCUUUCAGAGGCCAUGAAUCCCGUGGAGAUUGGUCAUCAGGGCAUGAUAACAGGCCCCACAACGUACCUCCAUUUCGGGAUAAUAGACCGAGACAGAACCUGCACUAUGAGUACCACCCAGUUGGUGCCUUUAAGGGAAACAAGUCUGAGAAGGCUGAGGAACCAACUGAUGGAGGUGAUAGCAUGGAGCAGAGGCACAGGGAA